Messenger RNA from Cloeon dipterum, 2717 nucleotides. Its product is annotated as probable ATP-dependent RNA helicase DDX20. Bases 191 to 2677 code for a protein of 828 amino acids. Gene Ontology annotation, cellular component: SMN complex. The transcript is spliced from 9 exons. Gene Ontology annotation, molecular function: RNA binding; RNA helicase activity; ATP binding. The record is from RefSeq and is a predicted model, not a curated record. Lineage: Eukaryota; Metazoa; Arthropoda; Insecta; Ephemeroptera; Baetidae. Gene Ontology annotation, biological process: spliceosomal snRNP assembly.
ACUUGGCAGCACUAAACACACCGAGGAAAACAAGACGAAACGUGUUUUUCUCGUCUGCACGUCAAAUUUCGAAGAAACGGAAGAAACGCACUCAAAUUAGGAGGGUGUUUUAAGAAUUUGGAGGGAAAGCACCUCUAGUGCAUGCUGCCACGCUGUCAUUUUCGGUUUCACACUGACAGAAACCAGGACGAUGUCGAAGGCACACGUGUUUGAUUCUCGAGAGAGGACUCGGGACGUCCAGAUAAACGAAGAUGUCACCUUUGAGGGUCUCAUACUGUCCGAGAGCACCCUGAAAGGAUUGAAGGCAUCAGGGUUUGAAAGGCCGUCGCCAAUCCAAUUGGUCGCUAUUCCUCUGGGGAAAUGCGGAUUUGACUUGAUUGCUGAGGCCAAAUCAGGAACAGGAAAGACUGUGAUGUUUGGAGUUACUGCCUUGGAAAUGCUGCAGCUGCCAAGUAAAAGCCUACAGGUGCUGAUUUUGACCCCGACCAGAGAGAUCGCAGCCCAAGUGGGCGAUGUCCUGUCCAACAUUGGCAGCGGCCACAAGGGCUUGAAGGUGGCAGUUUUCAUAGGUGGGCUGCCCGUUGAGGAGGACCGGAGACGCGCCAAGCACUGCCACAUUGCUGUAGGGACGCCAGGCAGGCUGAAGCACCUGAUAGACGAUGAACUUCUGGACGUCAGCCACAUCAGGCUGAUCGUCAUUGAUGAGGCGGACAAACUUUUGGAGCCGUCGUUUGAACCAGACAUUGUACACAUUUUCAAAACGCUGCCUUUGAACAAACAAGUCAUUGCUGCCAGUGCCACAUACACUCCUGAACUGAAGGUCUUCCUGGAAGAUUUCAUGAGAAGUCCUAUUCGAGUCAAUCCUGAAGAGAAAUGCCUAGAUGCAGGUUCUGGGGUCCUGCUUGGGGUGAGACAAGUGGCAGCUCUUGUGCCCCAUGAAGUUAAUUACUUGAAUAAAAUGAAGAAGAAGAUUGAUGCCCUUGUUGUCAUUCUGUCCAGUGUCCCAUUCAAGCAGUGCAUCGUUUUCAACAAUUUCCACGGAGUAGUCGAGAAUAUUAGUGGGACUCUGAAUUCCAAGGGCUGGCCCACGGAAUUCCUGUCCAGUGGAAUAGACCAACCUGCAAGACUGAGAGUGAUCAAGAAGUUCUACGACUUCAAAUGUCGAGUGCUGCUCUCCACUGAUCUCGUUGCUAGGGGAAUUGAUGUGGCCAACGUCAAUUUAGUGAUAAAUUUUGACGUGCCAAUGACCUCUGCAACAUACUUGCACAGAGUCGGCCGCUCUGGUCGAUUUGGAACUGAAGGUUUGGCUGUGACCCUUGUGGAGGACAACAGCAAGGACCUAACAAGACUGAAGGGCAUGGUGCAGGACCUGCAAAUUCCCAUGCAAUUCUCGCCAGUGCAGAACCUUAUAGCUGUGCUCAGCGAGAAACCUGCAGAGACGACACAAGACUCUGCAUCAAAUAAUGCCAAAGAGGAGAGUGAUACUGAUUUGUCUGAUGAUGAGACCAAAGACAAUAAUGGUAAGGAAGACAGCAGCUCUGAUUCGUACAUUGGUGUCGACUCAUUGCCACCGGACAAUGAUAACAAGCUGCAAGAACCAAUAGUCGUGGAUGAGCUGGAGGUGGCCCUGAGGAAGGAGCUGACUGAGAUGUACAUCAGUGGAAAAAGUGACGUUGCUAGAACCCCUCCUCCAUCACCGCAAAAGCAGUCUCCGUUCAGGCGACUGCCGUUCUCAAGCCCCAGGAGCGACGGCUCCCCAAGGAGAGAAUACUCAGGGCGGGGUUACCACAAUAGAAACAACUACUCCCCGCAGCAGCAGCGCUCGCCCGGUUUCAGCACGUCCUCACUGUCCAGUAGCCCAUAUUCGUCCAACUGUUCGACGCCGCGCAAGGACUUUGGCACAGAGAAACUCGUGUCCAAUUUCGCCAAGUACUCAGACGAGCAACAUCGGCCGCAGGGAAAGGAGCCAACCAGCUUCACCGCGAGGAUGCUAUCGAGCCCGCAGCAGCAGUACUACCAGCAGCAGUUUGAGUUUGCUCUGCAUAACCUGAGCAAGGACGUGAGGAGCUACUUGCCACCGAAAGAGAUGCCAGUGCAAGGCUACGACGUGCUGGAGCAGGCGUGCAAGCAGUUUGACACAAAGGCCGUGUUCAACGCGGCCUUCGAGCGCAGUGAGCCAUACCUCAGCAGGACGGUCUACCGCUCCCUCACGCUUGGCAUGGGCAAGCGACUAGGGGUGCAGGUCAACCUAGCCAAACGCCACUUAGCCUUUAACGGCGGCAUCAAGGCCUACCUGAACAAGCUGGUCGAGGACUGCGAGCCGCAGGAGGAGGACCUGCCCACGUGGGAGCCAAGCCAGGAUGGAUUCAGGGUGAGCCGCGAUUGCUGGCUGUACGGAAAUGAUCACGUCAGGAGCAGCGAAGCAGAAGCACCAGCGUCUGAGGAGCCAGCCCCGAGGCGCAGAUUCCAGCGGCCACGACAGCAGGUGUUUGCAGAAUCCAGGGACGGUGUGCAUCUUGUGGUGCCUCCCGCGCCCCAGGAACACCACACUUUCACGUUCCCACACUUCCCGACGGAGCCUGGCGCUUCUCUCGCCACGUGGAAGGAGCAAGUCAAACUGACUACUUUUAUGAUUCACUACUCUGAGUACUUUAGGAUGAUGAACAAGAUAAAUUGAACUUUGUUUACUUAAAGGGAAUAAACUGUUUUGAAUACAA